Cheilinus undulatus (humphead wrasse) is the source of this 1779-nucleotide messenger RNA. Its product is annotated as LIM/homeobox protein Lhx8-like. Gene Ontology annotation, biological process: neuron differentiation; forebrain neuron development; regulation of transcription by RNA polymerase II. The transcript is spliced from 8 exons. Lineage: Eukaryota; Metazoa; Chordata; Actinopteri; Labriformes; Labridae. The record is from RefSeq and is a predicted model, not a curated record. Gene Ontology annotation, cellular component: nucleus. Gene Ontology annotation, molecular function: DNA-binding transcription factor activity, RNA polymerase II-specific; RNA polymerase II transcription regulatory region sequence-specific DNA binding. The coding region runs from base 130 to 1095 and encodes 321 amino acids.
GAGGACUCCACAGACUGAAGAGGACUGACCACAAACUUCGGGGUCCCAGUUCGCUCCUGUGGAAUAAACUCUUCUGUGUUUGUGAGCGUCCACGUGCGCGGGGAGGGCUCCACCAGAUGACCCGUGGGCAUGUUUACCUCCGUCUCUAACAGCGUGGGCUCCUCUGGGUCUGAGGAUAUUUUUGACGAUGACUGCUACUCUCCGUCCUCCCUGUCCUCCUCCUCCUCCGUCCCCACGGCGUCCUCUCUGUCAGGCCGGACUCUGUGCACCUCCUGCGGCCUGGAGAUAGUGGACCGAUACCUCCUCAAGGUGAACAACUUGUGCUGGCAUGUGCGCUGCCUCUCAUGCAGUGUAUGUAAAACAUCUCUGGGGCGACAUGUGAGCUGCUAUAUCAAGGAUAAACAAGUUUUCUGCAAACUGGACUACUUCAGGAGGUAUGGGACGCGCUGUGCCCGUUGCGGCCGUAACAUCCAUUCCAGUGACUGGGUCCGUCGGGCCCGAGGCAGCACCUUCCACCUGGCCUGUUUCUCCUGUACCUCUUGUAAGCGCCAGCUUUCCACUGGGGAGGAAUGUGGACUUCUAGAGAACAGGGUCUUCUGUCGACCCCACUAUGACAUCAUGGUGGAGAAUAUCAAACGGGUGAAAGUAAACGAGGACGAGGGUGGAGCCAAAGAUGAGUCCAGCGCUGUGCCCAGGCCCACCAAGAGAGCCAGGACCAGCUUCACUGUGGACCAGUUACAGGUAAUGCAAGCUCAGUUUGCUAAAGAUAACAACCCAGACGCACAGACUCUCCAGAAACUGGCAGAGAGGACUGGUCUCAGCCGCAGGGUUAUUCAGGUGUGGUUUCAGAACUGUAGAGCGCGUCAAAAGAAGUACAUCACCCCGAAUCCUGCCUCCUCAACCAUGAUGACAUCGCUAACUCCCUGUCAGCUGACGCCUCCUCUGAUGGAUGAUCAACAGUACACAGCCUUUAUUUCCCCAGAUGCACCUCUGCUCACCACACUGACUUACAUGGAUGUCCAGAAUCCAGAUCCACUUCUGCUUCAGCCACUCAUUUCCCAUUCAUUGACACAGCUACCAGUCAGCCACGCCUGAGCUACAGCCCGCCUCUGGAAAAAACGAAGACACUGAUUGGCUGAUCAACGAUAAAGAACAGAGAAUUUAAAUGACUUUAAUUCAUCAAAUUUCUAUAAAACUGAUCAAAAUUAAUUAAAACUACUAAGAAUAAACUAAAUGAAUUUAAGUUCCUGAAAUGAUUUUGUUCACUCAUACAGAGAUAGACUCAUGCAAACUUUAUCAGAUGUGAGAUAAAACUUUAGUUCCUGUCUAUGUUGUGUUUUUGUCUUUAAUUUAUUCAGAGAAUUUAACGAGAAGGCACUUUGUGGAAAAUAAUGUAAAUUGAGUGAAGAUGUAAUUUUCAGUUUGAUAUUUAGGGAUGAGUUUUGUAAAAGUCUUAUGCUUUCUUACAGAUAGAAUUAGGUUACACCUAAGACGUAGUUAGAAAAUGCUGCAAAUAAAACCCAACAUAACCAAAGAUUUAUUCUGUUUAUCAGCAGCUAGGUGCCAGGUCUGCUGUUCCUAAGCAUGGACGUGUCUAAUGUGAAACACAAAACAUUUCUAAGGAAGCUUUUCUGUGGGGUAUGUGUAACGAUGGACAAAAUAAAAUGUAUUAAUGAUUUGGGGAGGUUUGACUCUAUAAGCCAUGUAUGAACUACACACUGGGAAAAGAUUGACUGUCAAAUCAGAUGUUUGAAAUAAAUUUCUUGGCUGCUCCAGAAA